AUCUCCACUUUCCUUUUGGAAUAUUGUGAUGAGUGUAGAUACUUCUCUGAAAUACAGCAUGAUGAGAAGAGGUGCUUUUGAAAAAUCUAAUACAGUUGUGGGGAUUUGGAUCAUGGGGAGAUUUCUAAAAUUCUGUCAUGUGAAUAUUUGAAGUCUUUCUGGACGAUAUGAAGAUGUGAGUAAGAACUGGUUUGAAAAGAGAAGGCAGUAUGCAUCGUUUUAAGCUCAGACAUCCUCUCUGCUCUGGCUGUGACUGAACUCUGCCCUUUACUCUGUCACCUGGGUUAAGUUAUUGCUAUUUAGCCUUAGUUUCUUCAUCUGUAAAAUGGGGAUAAUUAUAGUAUCUGUCUUACAGGAUUGUGAUGAUUAAAUGAGAUAUGAAUAUAUUUAAAUACCUGUAAAGUGCUUAGCUCAGUUCUUGGGAAAUAGUAAGUACGCCGUAAAUAUUAGCUUAAUAUAGUUAUUAAUUUACAGCUUCAAUUUGCUUUGUGAAAGUAAUGAAUCUCGUUUAGUCUGUUAAGAAAGUGUUGUUGCACACAAGCUAAAAUUGGCCAAAUUGAAAGAAUAUUUGGGCUUUUCUGAAAAAGAGAGAUGUGAAAAUAUACCUACCAAUUCAAAACAGGGCUUUCACCAGGUAAGUCUUAUGACAAGUAUUUGGACAAAGUUUACUGAUAUUUAGCUGAAUACCAGAUGUUAACUUGGGAGUGAUCAACACUAAUCUUUCUUAGGUAAGAGGAGCAAAGUUUCCCUGGGGGCCGGAUGGGCCAGCAUUUAUUGAGGUCCUAUUAUGUACCAGGCAUUUCAUGAGGGAGACCUUCUGUGGCCUCACAGCAGCCCUGUGAUGUAGGAGAUAUUAUCUCCCUUUCAUAGAUGAGCAACACUUAGAUUCGUAUCUGACCGAGUGAAUUGAGGACUGGAGCCAGCCAAGCUGACAUGGCAAAAAGACCGUCUCAGCAAGUUCCUUCAUCCCUCUGAGCCUGUUUCCUCGUGCGCUAAACCAUCGCCAUAGGGCUGUUGUGAGGACUGUACGAAAUAAGGUAAAGUGUUGAUCGAAGGGAACCAGUGCAUUGCUUCCAUGGUUUCCAGUCAUCUGAGCCCAUGGACAAAACCAGCAACUAUUGGAUCCUUCAGCCCACAUGUGACAGAGUUUCCAAGAAAACGAAAAGGGAGUGAUUCAGACCCAUCCCAGUCAGGAAUCAUGAAAGAAAAAGUGGUGGAAAAACUUUCUCAGAAUCCCUUUUCCUAUCUCCUUUCAACAAGGGUAGAAAUAUCAGCAUCCAGUGGCAGCAGAAUGGAAGAUGGUGAACAACAAGUAAAAAUGAAGUCCUUCAGAGAAGCUCAUAGCCAAACCGAAAAGCGGAGGAGAGAUAAAAUGAACAACCUGAUUGAAAAACUGUCCGCGAUGAUCCCUCAGUGCAAUCCCAUGGCACGGAAACUGGACAAACUGACAGUUUUAAGAAUGGCUGUGGAACACUUGAGAUCUUUAAAAGGUAUGACAAGUUCUUAUGCAGGAAAUAACUACAGACCUUCAUUCAUUCAGGAUAAUGAGCUCAGACACUUAAUUCUUAAGACUGCAGAAGGCUUCCUAUUUGUGGUUGGAUGUGAAAGAGGAAAAAUUCUCUUCAUUUCUAAAUCAGUCUCCAAAAUACUUAAUUAUGAUCAGGCUAGUUUGACUGGACAAAGCUUAUUUGACUUCUUACAUCCAAAAGAUGUUGCCGAAGUAAAGGAACAACUUUCUUCCUCUGAUAUUUCACCAAGAGAGAAGCUAAUAGAUACCGAAACUGGUUUGCAAGCUCACAGUAAUUUCCACACCGGAAGGAGUUGUGUGUAUUCUGGCUCAAGACGAUCCUUUUUCUGUCGAAUCAAGAGUUGUAAAAUCUCUGUUAAAGAAGAGCACGAAUGCUUACUCAACUCAAAGAAGAAAGAUCAUAGAAAAUUCUGUACUAUCCACUGCACUGGUUACUUGAGAAACUGGCCUCCAAAUAUUGUUGGAAUGGAAGAAGAAACGGACAAUAAGAAAGACAGUAGUAAUUUUACCUGCCUUGUUGCCAUUGGAAGAUUGCAUCCAUAUAUUGUCCCACAGAACAGUGGAGAGAUUAAAGUGAAACCAACUGAAUUUAUUACCCGUUUUGCAGUGAAUGGACAAUUUGUCUAUGUUGAUCAAAGGGCAACAGCAAUUUUAGGAUAUCUGCCUCAGGAACUUUUGGGAACUUCUUGUUAUGAAUAUUUUCAUCAAGAUGACCAUAGUAAUUUGACUGACAAGCACAAAGCAGUUCUGCAGAGUAAAGAGAAAAUAUUUACAGAUUCAUACAAAUUCAGAGCAAAAGAUGGCUCUUUCGUAACUUUAAAAAGCCAGUGGUUUAGUUUCACAAAUCCUUGGACCAAAGAACUGGAAUAUAUUGUGUCUGUCAACACUUUAGUUUUGGGACCUAGUGAUUCUGGAGAAACAUCAUUGCUUCCUUGCAGCUCUCAAUCAUCAGAAGGAUCCUCUAGACAGUCUUGCAUUAGUGUGCCUGGAAUGUCUACGGGAACGGUACUUGGUGCUGGUAGUAUCGGAACAGAUAUUGCAAGUGAACUUCUGGACUUACAAAGGUUACAGUCUUCUUCAUCCCUUGAUGAUUCAAGUCCAACAGAUUUAUUGAAAGAUACUCACACUAUAAACUGCAGGAAUAUGUCAAAUAAGGAGCUGACUACACUAAGUCCUUCUGAAAUCGGGGAGCUACAGGCUACAAAGCAAAACCAAAGUGCUGUUGUUCCCCAUAGGCACGAACCACUCCUUGGAGAAGGUGCCCAGCUGGAUUUUGAUGCCCUCUGUGACAAUGACGACACAGCCAUGGCUGCCUUCAUGAAUUACUUAGAAGCAGAGGGGGGACUGGGAGACCCUGGGGACUUCAGUGACAUCCACUGGGCACUCUAGCAUUUGAUUUUUAACUCAACAUGAGAAACGUUUUGAAGCAUUUCGCUUACGAAAGACUAUAUAUUCUUCUGUACUGUACUGAUAACUGUUUUUAUCUUUUAUUCCUAUUAAUGGUUGACCAGUUUUUAUAGAUUUGCUCCUGACUUUCACAGGGGUACAGGGAAAUGUGAUGUUUCCCUUCAAAUUCUCAAAAUUUUCUAUAGACCGCUUUACUCACUGACAUAGCUUAAAGCCCACUAGUUGCUAUAUUUUUGCUAAAGUCUUUCUAACCAAGAAUACCACAUGUAUCUUGUUUGGGUUUUAUUUUUUGAUGCAGUUGUUUUCAGUUUGGGGAAGUUAAUGUGUUGACAUCUUCCUUGUGUCUGAGAUUCAUUUAUAAUUGAUUUAUAAUAGAAGAUUUGUGUAAUCUGGAACAUUUCCAUUCCUUGUGUAUUUCCUUAAUUGAGGAUAGGGCUUAUCCACUUUAAGAAAACGAUAAGUACUUGAACAUUAAAGGGACAGUGCAAUUUGUAGUGGUAAUCACAAUGAAUACUGUAUUCAGUCUUUGUAGACUUGGGCAAGCACAGAGCCAUGAUAGUUAUGCUCAGUUGAGCACUUUGAGAUGGAUUUUAAGUGAGAUGAUUUCUUAUUUAAAACU
Messenger RNA from Physeter macrocephalus (sperm whale), 3554 nucleotides. RefSeq names its product basic helix-loop-helix ARNT like 2 (gene BMAL2). NCBI's taxonomy places the organism in Eukaryota, Metazoa, Chordata, Mammalia, Artiodactyla, Physeteridae. Gene Ontology annotation, cellular component: aryl hydrocarbon receptor complex; nucleus; cytoplasm. Gene Ontology annotation, biological process: regulation of transcription by RNA polymerase II. The transcript is spliced from 18 exons. The record is from RefSeq and is a predicted model, not a curated record. Bases 1076 to 2917 code for a protein of 613 amino acids. Gene Ontology annotation, molecular function: RNA polymerase II cis-regulatory region sequence-specific DNA binding; DNA-binding transcription factor activity, RNA polymerase II-specific; protein dimerization activity.